Molecule: messenger RNA, 1308 nt
Organism: Fusarium venenatum
Lineage: Eukaryota; Fungi; Ascomycota; Sordariomycetes; Hypocreales; Nectriaceae
Source: RefSeq, a predicted model, not a curated record
AUGGAGGAUGACAGUCAGCCGCUUGACCUAACCCAGUGGGACUACGACGACCUCGACUUUCGCACGCCUCAACUGUCAGGCAUCAACAGCCGUGGCGUAAGCUUCGUCGCUAGCCCAAGCCCAUCGCCGAGCGGCCAGAGGCCCAGAUUGCCUCUGCUUCAGCUAGAUGACUGGGAUCCUAACGACACAUAUGACGAAUCUCCUCCUACGUGUGUCCAUUACUCAAUCGAGUGGAAGCUGCAACUGCGCAAGGGAAGGCUUUCCAAGCUCACAAAUGACACAGAACAAGAUCUUGUCCUAGCGCCUGGCGCUCUCUGGGACAAUAUUCUCGAGGCCAGGGUAGAUAAGCUACUAAUGCAGAAAACUCCACGAGGCAAAAAGUAUGUACCUGAGGAGACCAUUAUUAUCGUCUCUGUGACCGAUCGCAGCGAGCGAGACGUUACGAAGCGAUUCGACGAGUUCAACAUCGACUGGAAAAUGGCUGAAGAGCAGCUUUCUAAGUGGAGUCAUCUUUUUCGUGCAGGAAAGAAGCUCAGGAUUGACAUCUCGUUCAUCUGCAAGGAAGAGCAUCAGGGCUCUAGGGUAAUGCAACAACAGGGUGGUGGCCGCGGUAGCGCCACCGCUCGGCAGCUGGCUCAGAGGGACCAGCUACUGGAGACACAGGAGGCUGCGGGCCAGCCGCGUGUCUGGAAAGACGUGUAUAAUCUCAUGCGAUGCAGCGGAAACUUAUGUCCAGGCUCGUACUGCUACGUUGAUAAGCAAAGAAAGCAUAUGGGACUCAACACGAGCAUUUUAACCAAGAUGGUUGAGUAUGCUGAACAAGGUAACGAGCUAAGGACGCACAGAGAUAUGCCACCCUAUAUCCUCGACAUAAUCUACGAGAAGGAAAGACUAGACGGUGAGCGGAGAGUAAAACGGAAAGCGCCAAGCUCAGAGAGUGAUCGCCCAAUCAAGAUUGUAAAUGUCAUGCUAUCACCCUAUGGACAUCCUGCUGCAGAAGGGUAUACCCCGCCAUCAUCUAAUUUAGGGUGCAUUUUACCAUCAGUAGUGGACCUGACAGAUCUGGUGAUCCCGAAAUCGAUCGACAGGGCUGUAGAUGACUACACUGAAUGGCUUUGCGACAAGGUCGAAGAUGAACGUUGGAAAACAGGCUUUCGCAGCGCGGGUAGUAUCACAAAGGCUGACUGUCUCGACUUGAGGCACGUCUAUCAAGAUCGGAACAUUGGAUAUUACGUUGACCAAGGCGUGAAAGCGGGCAUUGCCAGGUCGUUCGUUCAGGACAUCAAGAUGUGGGCAGACAGUUUGUGA